AUGGUCGAGCACCAAGAAAGCACACCUGCCCUUCACUUUCUCUUGCACUACAAACAGAAACACAUCAUCAGCUCAUCCAUUAGAAACAUGGCUUGCCAUCAAAGAUCUGCAAGUUUGCCUUCUAUCGCCCACUCCAGUGAAUCCAAAGUGGAGGUGGAGCUGCAGGGCCUGGAGUCAUGCAUCUCUUCACCCUCCGCAACCAUCGACACAAUGUGUGGUGGUUAUGCAAGGCUUGGAGACAUCUACAACUGCAUAGAGGAGAUCAUGGGCUUGCCCAGCAACCAAGUUGGCCUCUCCUUCCCCCAAAACAAGAAAAUGGUGGAAGAGGAACUGGAGCGAUCCCUCGUGCUGAUUGAUCUUUGCAAUUCCAUGCAAGAGAAUUUAGCAGAGCUGAAGAUGAGUACCCAGGAGCUGCAACUGGUUCUCAAAAGAGGAGAUGAUGCGGCUGUUCAACUCAAGGUUGAGUCCUUCAUUCGCCUGGCGAAGCAGGCUCAGAAGCCUUUCAAGAAGAUCACAAGCAGCAAAGCUAGUGGUGAGGAUUGCAGGCUGAUCAGGCUACUGGCGGAAGCCAGAGAGAUGUCUGUCUCUCUACUCGAGUCCACAUCGCAGCUGUUGCCGAAGCAGUUCGCCACUACCAAAGGAAGCAAAUGGUCUCUUAUCCAGAAAAGAAAGGUCGUUUGCGAGGAGGAACAGUUGCAGGUGCUAGAGCGAAGCAUGGGAGAUCUUGAGAACGGUGCGGAGCUUCUGUUCAGGAGACUGAUCCAAAGCAGGGUUUUACUCCUGAACAUUCUCAGCUCGUAG
Molecule: messenger RNA, 801 nt
Organism: Triticum turgidum subsp. durum (durum wheat)
Lineage: Eukaryota; Viridiplantae; Streptophyta; Magnoliopsida; Poales; Poaceae
Source: the annotation of a GenBank genome assembly